AUGGCAUCUUCAGUGUAUGCUUCUUCAGCUCGUGAUGCGCUUCCAAUUCCUAACACGGCUGGUUCAGUGAUCACCAAAUUGGAAGACAUCUUUGAAUCUAUCACAGACUGUCUCUUGGAGAAAAACAAGGAAUUGACCAUCUGUCUCAAGACUCGACCACCAAAGGUCACGCAAGAAGAUGAGACAGGAAACAGGAAGAGGUUAAUGUCCGGCGUCAGAAAGAUCACAUUUCCCAGUCGAAAUCCGAAAGAGGCAUGGAAGUUCAGUGCGUUUUUCUUCACCGAUGGAGAGCUGAAUUGCUGCUCAUAUGGUACAGCUGCCCUACUUCGCAUUCUCGAAUUGUCGCAUGAAGCUCUAGUUACUGGUGUUGUGACUACGAAAAGGGACAUUUACUACCGCGAUCCGGAGCUCUUCGUAAAGCAAGCAGUUGUCGAUCGAUAUGUGGAUGAUAUUGCUUAUACCUUAGGUGUGGAGCGCGAUGCAUUGAACGUGGUGGCGGCUGCAAAAGGGUUAGUAGCAGGAGCUUUUAGUUUAACACGCAAGGACAAAUCGCGCAUCGACUACUCGGAAGAAAUCGAGGGUACCUUAGUACCAAGCACCAAGGAGAAGCUAGACAUCGAGUUGAAUGAGGUGAAAUGGAUACUUGUCAUUGAGAAGGAGGCGAAAGGAUAUCCAGACAUCCAGACCCGGCAAUUUUUACAUCUUCUAUGGGCUCAAAAUCCUGAUAUACCGAUUUUCGCUCUGGUAGAUUUCGACCCUGACGGUCUUGGUAUCAUGUCAACCUACAAGUAUGGAUCCAUGGCUCUUUCCCAUGAAACCAUCAAUCUCGCGGUGCCAACCAUAAAAUGGCUGGGAAUCCGAAGCUCUGAUUUCAUUGCCGAUGAUGACUGCCAAGGUUUGUUGAGACUAUCAGCUCGAGACCGAAGGAUUGCGCGGAAAAUGUUGGAGAAGGAUAUGUUCGAGGAGGGUGGCAAUGAGAUCGAGUGGAGAAGGGAGUUGCAGGUCAUGCUGAUGCUCAAUGUAAAGGCGGAGAUCCAGAUCCUGGGCAACGGGGAGAAACUCAGCCAGUGGCUUGAUGGAAAGUUGGCAAACGAGAUUUCCGAUUCAUGA
Molecule: messenger RNA, 1110 nt
Organism: Glarea lozoyensis ATCC 20868
Lineage: Eukaryota; Fungi; Ascomycota; Leotiomycetes; Helotiales; Helotiaceae
Product: DNA topoisomerase IV, alpha subunit
Exons: 5
Coding region: 1-1110 (369 amino acids)
Biological process (GO): meiotic DNA double-strand break formation; reciprocal meiotic recombination; meiotic DNA double-strand break processing
Cellular component (GO): nuclear chromosome
Molecular function (GO): ATP binding; DNA binding; DNA topoisomerase type II (double strand cut, ATP-hydrolyzing) activity
Source: RefSeq, a predicted model, not a curated record